This is a messenger RNA of Hibiscus syriacus, 1905 nucleotides long. RefSeq names its product pentatricopeptide repeat-containing protein At4g14050, mitochondrial-like. The transcript has a single exon. NCBI's taxonomy places the organism in Eukaryota, Viridiplantae, Streptophyta, Magnoliopsida, Malvales, Malvaceae. Gene Ontology annotation, molecular function: zinc ion binding; RNA binding; protein binding. The coding region runs from base 14 to 1846 and encodes 610 amino acids. Gene Ontology annotation, biological process: RNA modification. The record is from RefSeq and is a predicted model, not a curated record.
CACAGGCUAAUGCAUGCCAAUUCUUCAUCAUCUUCACCAGCUCAAAAACUGUGCCAAGCACCGUUCUAUCGUCUCCACCAAACAACUCCAUGGACACUUCAUCAAGCUCGGCUUGACUAAGUUUAUCCAUUUAACCAAUACUCUUUUAAACGUUUAUGCGAAAUGCAACCUCCUUGAAGUCGCUCUCCAACUGUUCGAUGAAAUGCCCCAAAGAGACCAUGUCUCAUGGGCUACCAUUCUUACUGCUCAAAAUCAAUCCAAUUUACCCAAGAAGACCCUAUCUAUGUUCCCUCCAAUGUUUUCAUUUGACAGGUUGUUGCCUGAUGAUUUUGUUUUCGCUAGCCUUGUUAAGGCUUGUGGUAGCUUGGGGGCUAUUAAACAUGGUAAGCAAGUUCACGGCAACUUUUUAGUAUCACCAUUUUUUGAUGAUGAUGUUGUUAAGUCAUCUUUGGUUGAUAUGUAUGCAAAAUGUGGAUUACCCGGAAAUGGUCGUUUAGUUUUCGAUUCUAUUAAGUCGAAAAAUAUGGCUUCUUGGACUGCUAUGAUACAUGGCUAUGCUAGAAAAGGGAGAAAAGAAGAGUCUUUGGAGUUGUUUUCGAGGGUUCCCGUGAAAGAUUUGUUUGCUUGGACUGCUUUGAUAUCCGGGUUAGUACAGAGUGGUGAUGCGGUUGAUGCAUUUGGUUUAAUUGUUGAGAUGAGAAGGAAACGGAUUAGUAUAAUCGACCCUCUUGUUCUUUCGAGCAUAGUUGGUGCUUCUGCUAAUUUAGCAAUGUUGGAACUGGGAAAACAGGUUCAUGGACUCGUUAUACGGCUUGGGUACGAAUCUUGCGUGUUUAUAAGCAAUGCUCUUGUGGACAUGUAUGCAAAAUGUAGUGAUAUAUUGGCAGCAAGAGAUGUUUUUAGUAGGAUGUCACGAAGAGAUGUUGUUUCCUGGACGUCGAUAAUAGUUGGGGCUGCUCAGCAUGGACAGGCUGAGGAAGCAUUCUAUCUGUACGAUAAGAUGGUUUUGAAUGGAAUAAAACCGAAUGAAGUGACCUUCGUUGGAUUGAUUUAUGCUUGUAGCCAUGUCGGUCUAGUAAAUAGAGGCCGUCAACUUUUUAAGUCAAUGGUUGAGGAUUACGGUAUUCAUCCUUCCUUGCAGCAUUACACAUGUUUGCUGGAUCUUCUUGGUCGAUCCGGAUACCUUGAGGAGGCCGAAGCUAUCAUUAACUCAAUGCCAUUUAAGCCAGAUGAACCUACAUGGGCAGCAUUGUUAAGUGCAUGUAAACAAUACGGAAAUGCCAAAAUGGCCAUUAGGUUUGCUGACCAUCUACUUAGCUUGAAACCCGAAGAACCUUCGACGUAUAUUCUGUUAUCUAACAUCUAUGCUAGUUCCGGUUUAUGGGAACAUGCUUCGAAAUCAAGGCACAUGCUGGAAACCCUGGAAGUUAGAAAAGAACCCGGUUAUAGCUACGUCUAUUUCGGCAAAGAAAGCCAAAUGUUUUACGCCGGCGAAUCAUCUCAUCCGAUGAAGGAAGAGAUUUUCGGUUUGUUGAACGAGUUGGACGUCGAGAUGAGAAGAAGAGGUUAUGUUCCUGAUACCAGCGGGAUUCUGCAUAACACGGAACACCAAGAGAAGGAGAGGCAACUGUUUUGGCACAGUGAGAGGUUGGCUGUUGCUUAUGGGCUUCUUAACUCCGUUCCGGGGACCGUCAUACGGAUCGUGAAGAAUCUCCGCGUAUGCGGAGAUUGUCACGCCGUCUUAAAACUCAUUAGUGAUAUAGUGAGAAGAGAAAUCAUUGUCCGGGAUGCCAAAAGAUAUCACCAUUUUAAGGAUGGGAAAUGUUCAUGCAAUGACUUUUGGUGAGUUCCUCAUCAGUAUUCAUUUCCAUUGUUGCCUGUUUAGUUUUACAUCCUUUUUUUCAU